AUGACGUUGCCGAAACUCAGUAGCGUUUCUGUUUCAUCAGGACAUGUUAGUGCCAACUCACAUGGUUUCUCAAUACUAAGCAAACACCCUCACCCAAAUAAUCUUGUCCAUUCCCACUCACUUUCUCACACAAAUGCGAAGAGCCACCUGCCUAUCAGUAGCACUAGCACUAAAGAGAACAGCACGAACAAGGAGGAGGCGGAAUCACUCAAAAAAAACAACCCCUCUUCUUGGGACCCUAGUGAUGAUAUCAAGCUCCGCCACCUGAAAGAGAUCAAGAACUUGGGCUGGAAGGAGAUUGCACAUCAUUUCCCAAAUAGAACUCCUAACGCUUGUCAAUUCAGAUGGAGGAGACUGAAAUCAGGCAACUUAAAGUCUAACAAGACCGCAGUUAUUGACAUCAAUAAGCUAUUCGGCGUGUAUGCGACUGGUGAUGCUACCCCAUCCGCGGGUACUCCGUCUGCGGAAGAAGCCGUAAAAGAGGAAGCUGUUGAGGAUGAAGAUAUUACUGCAGGUUCUAGUGCUAUCGAGGAUUCUCCACCGGAUUUCAAGCCAUUAGUUAAGCCUAAAUACAUGGACAGAAAACUGAUAACUCAAAGAUCUACAUCAACAUUUUCGGACCAUGAGCCACAACACACGAAACCAAGGAAACUGUUUGUUAAGCCAAGGUCCUUCUCUCAUUCUAUAACAACCAACACGCCUAAUGUAAAGACUGCUCAGCAGACAAAUCUAAGCCUUUAUAACACUACUUCAGCAAAGACAAAUAAAGCUGUUAAUUCCAAUGAUUAUGAGAAUAUUGGUCUUGUGCCUAAAAUUAUUAUCAGGUCUAGAAGGAACUCCUUUAUUCCUUCAACUCAAAUCCCUCAUUCAACGACGAAGACUAGGAAAAACUCGCAUUCCGUAAUUUCUUCUAGAAGAUCAUCUUUUAACAUGAUGCAUUCAAGAAGAUCAUCCUUCAACUCUCACGCUCCUACGGAGCCUAUUUCUAGAAGAGCUUCCUUGGUAGUUAGCCCGUAUAUGUCACCCAGAAGGUUAUCUACAUCGCAAUCCGUUCAUUAUCAUCCACAGCACCAAUACUAUCUUAACCCCAUAGCGUCUCCCAACUGCAAGACAGACCACGCAAAUGACAAAAUCACGCACACGAGGACUUUCUUAGAUAUGCAAAAAUUCGCUAAUAAACACCCGUGGUCUAGAGAAGAUGAUGAAGUGCUACUUAACAAUACGAAGGACAAACAAAACCAUUUGUCGCCGCUAGAAAUUUCUAUUGUUCUGCCUAAUAAUAGAUCCGAGUUGGAAAUCCAACAAAGAAUGGAUUAUUUAAAGAGAAAAGGACGUGUAAGUGGUUUUCAUACAAAUGAAGGAUGCAAAGACGAGGAGGAGGAGGAUGACAUUGACCCACUGCACAAGGAGAAUGGCAUUAACACGCCAUCGCAGCAAUCGCAAAAUUACGGUAUGUUAGAGGCUAAACAUGAUAAUCCAAAGUCUAGUGAGCUUUCUUCUAUGACCAGCGCAAAUGACAUACGCAAUGAGCAAGAUGAACUUCCAGGUAUAAAUUCUAUCUUUAAAAAUAUAUUUUAA
This is a messenger RNA of Saccharomyces cerevisiae S288C, 1578 nucleotides long. It is a transcript of the gene TOD6, whose product is annotated as Tod6p. Lineage: Eukaryota; Fungi; Ascomycota; Saccharomycetes; Saccharomycetales; Saccharomycetaceae. The transcript has a single exon. The record is from RefSeq and is marked reviewed. The coding region runs from base 1 to 1578 and encodes 525 amino acids. Gene Ontology annotation, cellular component: nucleus; cytoplasm.